Molecule: messenger RNA, 3211 nt
Organism: Microbotryum saponariae
Lineage: Eukaryota; Fungi; Basidiomycota; Microbotryomycetes; Microbotryales; Microbotryaceae
Source: the annotation of a GenBank genome assembly
AUGUCCAGCAGCCCACCUUCGACGACCGAAUCGGGCUCAUCGACGCCUGUCUCGUCCGUGUCGCACUCGAACCAGUCACUCACCAGUUCGCUGCUAAGGGGUCAGUCGGGUCAGACGCUCCACGCCUCCUCCAGCGUGGGGGAGGUCCACACCACUGUGCGCUGCCCUCGCCGUGCUGUACGGAUCGCUUACUGACGAAAGCCUGAGCCGUUUCCCCCAGCCAAACCGUAUCGGUUCGCUACACAAUGCGCCACCGUCGACAACCCGGACCCCUCGCACCGGGACCAGUACGGCUCGUCGUCGGUGCCGAUCUACCAGACCGCGACCUUCAAGGGCAUGGGCGGGCAGUACGACUACACCCGCUCCGGCAACCCUACUCGCAGUCAUCUGGGUCAGUGAACGGCUUCGGUGUUGACCCGUGGUCUACUCGUGUGUGUGUGUGUGUCGGCGCCGACUCGCUCGCUGCUGCUGGCUUCUCGACCCGAUGACGACAUUGCUGCCCCGCCGGUCGCCCCGCCGCGCUCGGCCGGAACGGCUCAACGGGCUUAGGCUCCGGCCGUGGCUCCGAACACACACCCUAGGCGAUCAUCGAUGAUCCUUCUUUCCACAACGCCCAACGGUUGACUCGCAGCACAUCCCUGACGCCCCAUCCCUGACCAUCGCGCACAGAACAUCACAUCGCCAAGAUCUCGUCCGCCCGCCACGCCUUCGCCGUCACCUCGGGCAUGGGCGCGCUCGAUGUCAUAUUCCGACUGCUCAAACCAGGCGACUCCAUCAUCGCCGGCAACGAUCUCUACGGCGGGUCGAACCGUCUCUUGACCUAUCUCAAGGCCCACAACGGCAUCCACACCCACCACCUCGACACGACCCGUCCCGACACCCUGCUACCCGUGCUGCAAAACCCGGACGAGAAAGUCGCCAUGGUCCUGCUCGAGACGCCGACCAACCCCCUGUUGCAGAUCGUCGACAUCGCCGCCAUCGCCCAGCUCGUGCGCAGGUACAAGCCCGACGCCGUCAUCGUCGUCGACAACACCAUGAUGAGCCCUUACCUCCAACGACCGCUCGAGCACGGCGCCGACGUCGUGUACGAUUCGGGCACAAAGUACCUCUCGGGUCACCACGAUCUCAUGGCCGGUGUCAUUUGCUGCAACAGGGAUGAUGUCGCCAAGGUCAGCAUCUGUGACAGUGACUGGAUAGACUGGACUUGGCUGACUAUUGCAUUCACACCACACAGGGUAUUGCCUUUACCAUCAAUUCGAUCGGCAACGGUCUGCCCCCCUUUGACGCGUUCCUUUUGCUUCGAGGUGUCAAGACGCUCGCGCUCCGUCUCGACAAGCAACAAGCCACAUCCCAACUCGUCGCCGAAUACCUCGACGACCUCGGCUUCAAGGUCAACUACCCAGGUCUCAAGAACCACCCCGGCAAGGCGAUCCACGCCCGACUCGCGAGUGGUGCUGGGGCCGUGCUCUCCUUCGAAACCAAAGACAAGGCUCUGUCGGAGAGGAUCGUAGGGGCGGCGAGACUGUGGGGGAUCAGUGUCAGCUUUGGUUGCGUCAACAGUCUUAUCUCGAUGCCGUGCUUGAUGAGUCACGCCUCGAUCGACCCCAAAGUCCGGAAGGAACGGAAUUUGCCCGAGGACUUGAUCCGGUUGUGCGUCGGCAUCGAGGACCCCGAGGAUCUGAUCGAUGAUCUUGAAGCGGCGUUGCUCGAAGCCGGUGCGGUCAGGGUCGUCGAUGAGGCGGGAGAGCGCCACAAGCUCGAACGAGUAGUUGGCCCGGACGAGGAAGCGCUCGCGAGUCUGUCCUUGAGCGAAGGCGCACAGGUCGAGGAGGAGCUCGAAAGUCUGAUCGUCUCGGCCCCGGGCAAGGUCAUUCUCUUUGGUGAACACGCUGUCGUUCAUGGAAUCACGGCCAUCGCUGGCUCGGUUGAUCUUCGAUGCUACGCACAUGUCGAGUCACGCCACGACGGCAAGGUCGCUCUCAACUUGCCCGACUUUGAUUUCACUUCUACAUGGGACAUCGCAACACUACCUUGGGACCAAGUGGAGGCAUCGGCCAAAGCACCCAGACCCGAGUCGACCCCGGACGCGGCGUUGCUCUACUUGCUUGCGGACAAGAUCGUCCAGAGCCGCGAGCCCAAGGUCGCGCAAUCCGAGCAGGCGUUCCUGUACCUCUACAUGCACCUGUCGGAGCAGAAGCGGCUAUCACAGACUUUCACGGUCCGGUCCGCACUCCCCAUCGGCGCCGGAUUGGGGUCUUCGGCGGCCUUCUCGGUUUGUGUUGCCUCGGCACUGCUUUACACCCACUCCCAGUUGCCCCUCCCGCGAUUGAGCCCUGAAGGACAUCACGACGGUCGGCGGUCGAUCGCGCACGACGCGGCCGAGGUCGUCAACGCAUGGGCCUUCACGGCCGAGAAGAUCAUCCACGGCACCCCGUCAGGCGUCGACAAUACGGUCGCUUCGUGGGGUGGUGCGAUCGCCUUCACCAAAGCUGUAAAAGGACGAGCCGGCUCGCUCGAAGGAUUGCACGGGUUCAAGUCGAUCCGGUUCCUGUUGACGGAUACCAAAGUGUCGCGCAACACCAAGGCACUGGUCGAGGGUGUCGCUAAACGGAAAUUGAACGAACCCGAUUUGGUCAACCCGAUCCUCUCGUCGAUCCAAGCGAUCGCGGACGAGGCGAGGAGAUGCCUCUUGGAUACCGAGAUGGAGAGGAAGGAGCAACUGAGGACGUUGGAAGGGUUGAUCGAUCAGAACCAUGCGCAUUUGGUCAGUUUGGGCGUUGGGCAUGCGGCCCUGGAAGCGAUCAAAGCCAAGACGGGGGAGGAGCCGUGGAAGUUGCAUACCAAGCUGACAGGAGCGGGUGGGGGAGGGUGUGCCGUGACGAUCAUCCCUGAUGGUGCGUAUUAGUACUGCGAUGAGAUUCGAUUGACCGCUUGAGCUUACUUGUGCAAGUUCGAGCGCACAGACUUUUCCGAGGCCGCUUUGGACGAUGUCAAGGCCUCGCUCCACGACGCCGGGUUCGAGACGUACGAGACCAAAGUCGGUGGAUCAGGGUUCGGUAUCCUAUCGCACCACAAUUCGAAUCGAUCGGUCGUCGAGGCUGAAGGGGGUGCGGAGAAGGCCGUGUUGCCGGAUGUGGUGAGGUUCAAGCAAGCGCCGCCGAGCGAGUUGGCGGCUUGGGCUCAGGCCGCGUCAGGGUGGGCUUACGUUUGA